This is a messenger RNA of Rotaria sp. Silwood2, 390 nucleotides long. Lineage: Eukaryota; Metazoa; Rotifera; Eurotatoria; Philodinida; Philodinidae. The record is from the annotation of a GenBank genome assembly.
AUGUUGACAACCAACAGCCCUGUAUUUUAUCGAAUAAAUGGCUAUGAUUUAUGUUACUUUCAAGCAAUUCAAGUGACCGUACCUAUCUCCGGUUCAUACAGCUUUAAAAGCGAUAGCUUUCUUGAUGCUUAUGGUUAUUUGUAUGCGAACACUUUCGAUCCAUCAAACCCGAAAGCUAAUGUAUUGAUCGAAGAUGAUGACACUGGUGGUUAUCAACAAUUUCUUAUAAACUAUUGGAUGCAAUAUGGCUACACAUAUGUCUUAGUUUUCACAACGUACAGUCCAAGAGUGACAGGAACCUUCUCAAUUGUUGCAUCGGGUCCAGCAAGAGUCAAUCUUAAGUAUCUUCACGUCAUGCCACUAUCAACAACUACUGUAUUUAGUGAGUAA